Molecule: messenger RNA, 5461 nt
Organism: Exophiala mesophila
Lineage: Eukaryota; Fungi; Ascomycota; Eurotiomycetes; Chaetothyriales; Herpotrichiellaceae
Exons: 2
Coding region: 99-5327 (1742 amino acids)
Biological process (GO): DNA-templated transcription
Cellular component (GO): RNA polymerase I complex
Molecular function (GO): DNA binding; DNA-directed RNA polymerase activity
Source: RefSeq, a predicted model, not a curated record
CUUCAAAACACCACAAGGACAAGAAGCACCACGGGUGACUGCUCAUUGCGCCCCUGAUCCCAUCUGUCAAUCUGGCUGGCUAAUGGGCUGGAUUUACAAUGGCGGGAUACACAAAACCAGUCGCUUCUGCCACGGGCGGCUUGUCCUUUUCCCGACUACAAUCUCACGAGAUUCGUCGCAUCUCGGUCAAGCAAAUUCAUCAGAGUCCAGCACUAGACUCUCUCUUCGAGCCUGUACCCGGCGGUCUUCAUGACCCGGCUCUGGGAGCCAUUGCCGCUCUAGAUGCCAACUGUACUACAUGUCGGUUGAAUUCAAUCCACUGCACCGGACACUGCGGUCACAUCGAGCUACCUGUUCCCUGUUACCACCAUCAGUAUAUUGACUCUGCAUUGCGCCUUCUCCGAGCCAAAUGCGCCUACUGCCAUCGCUUCAAAGCGGCUCCAAACUUCAUCAACCAGACCAUCUGCUCCCUCCGUCUCCUUCAGUAUGGACUCGUCGAAGAGUAUCAGGUCAUCAAGACUAUGCAGCUUGGAGGACGACGCUCAAAACAAUCAAAGACCGAUAUUGUGCAGGAUGUGGCCGAGGUUGAAGAAGAGGAAGAAGACAUUGACGACCUGAUCGACCGAAGAACGAGAGCCACGAACAAAGCCAUCAGACGAGCAGAAAAGAAGCGUCUCAUUGACCCUCAGGCCCUCAUACGUAACCCAGUCGCCAUAACUGCUCGAAAGGCUGUCAUAGCCGACGUUUUGAAAGAAGUUCCACUUCUCAAUAAAUGCGCCAACUGUGGAGGUGCUAGUAUCACCUACAGAAGGGAUCGGGCGGUCAAAAUCUUCAGGCGGCCACUUGCAAAGAUGCAGAAGGAGACCAUGCGUGUGAUGGGUAUGCAGGCGCCCAAUCCGCUUAUUUUCCUACAAUCCGAGAAACAACAAAAAUCCACGGCCAAGAAGCCUCUGUCAAAUGGCAUCCACGACGAGGAUGUCGACAUGGUGGACGCAGACGAGCAACAGACUGAGACACAUGGAGCGGAGGAGGAGAUUGCCACAUUAAACGCCCUCGAGACAAUGGCUAACUCUAAAAAUGCCGAAGUGGAAGAUACAGAUGACGUGCAAGCGUACAUGACGCCUAGCGAAGUUCUUGCGGCUCUAACGCUCCUAUUCGACCGCGAGCAAGAGCUCCUUAACCUGAUGUACACCUCUCACCCUGGUGGCAAGUAUGCUCCAGUUUCACCAGACAUGUUCUUUUGCACUGCGGUGCUAGUGCCCCCGAAUCGCUUCAGGCCGCUGGCACGUCAAGGCCCAAAUGCGAUGCUUGAGGCUCAAGCCAAUACGGUGCUCAACAAAAUCAUAGUCGCUGCCAAUGAUAUGCGGCAGAUACUGCGAGACAUGAAGAGAGCAAAGACGGAUCCCUCAGUACGACCACGAAGCUUGAACGAGAGCAUCCAGGCCUCGAUCGUAUUGCAAGAAGCCCUCAACGGAUUGAUCGAUUCGCCGCCACCUACGUCGGGCAAACCUGCAGACCAGGGAAUUAAACAAGUACUGGAAAAGAAGGAAGGUCUCUUCAGAAUGCAUAUGAUGGGCAAGCGAGUCAACUUUGCAGCACGCAGUGUCAUUUCGCCAGACCCAAAUAUCGAGACCAACGAAAUCGGAGUGCCACUGGUAUUUGCUAAGAAAUUGACGUAUCCAGAGCCCGUCACCAGCCACAAUUUCGAAGAGCUGAGUAGGGCUGUGAUCAAUGGGAUGGACAAAUACCCGGGUGCAGCGGCGAUCGAGAAUGAAAAUGGGAUGGUUCUGAGUCUGAAGCGUAAAACCCUGGACCAGCGCAAAGCACUAGCCAAACAGCUAUUGACAUCCACAAUCUCAGGUUCAAAGGGCGACAAUGGGAAAAAGGUCUACCGUCACCUUCAGACCGGAGAUGUCGUUAUCAUGAAUCGACAGCCCACGCUACACAAGCCGUCCAUGAUGGGACAUCGAGCACGCGUCUUGACCAACCAGAAGACCAUACGCAUGCACUAUGCCAACUGCAAUACGUACAACGCUGACUUUGAUGGCGAUGAGAUGAACAUGCAUUUCCCUCAGAAUGAACUCGCACGUACCGAGGCCCUUCAAAUUGCCGACACUGAUCACCAAUACCUUUCUGCAACGGCAGGUAAGCCACUGAGAGGUUUGAUUCAGGAUCAUAUCUCCAUGGGUGUCCAAUUCACCGGCAGGGAUACGUUCUUCGACCGCGAUCAAUACCAGCAACUAUUAUAUAGUUGCCUUCGUCCAGAAGAUCACAACACUGUCUUUGAGAAGAUCCACAUGGUGGAGCCUGCAGUUCUGAAACCGAAGAUGCUAUGGACAGGUAAACAAGUCAUUACUACGGUGCUGAAAAACAUUACACCGGACGGAUAUCAGGGGCUCAACCUUACGAGCAGAUCCUCCACGUCUUCCGAACAAUGGGGUGAAUCGACCUCGAAAGACGAAAGCAAAUGGGCUGUCACGAGCACCGGCACCGUAUUCCGCGACACGGAGCAAAGUGUCAUUUUCAGAGACGGAGAGCUUUUGUGCGGUAUUCUUGACAAAAGCCAGCUUGGACCUAGCGCCGGUGGUCUCAUCCAUUCAAUCUACGAGAUCUAUGGACACAUCAUUGCUGGCAAGCUGUUGAGUAUCCUGGGACGAUUACUGACCAGAUAUCUCAAUGAGCGUGCGUGGUCUUGUGGUAUGGAUGAUCUGUAUUUGACGCCAGAAGGAGACCAAAAUCGGCGGAAAGAGCUCGAUAAAGCUUCCAAGAUGGGUCUCGAGGUGUCUGCAGAAUAUGUCACCUUGAAAUGGGAUCUAGCCCACCAAGAGAACCCCGAAUUACUGGCGCGACUGGAGAAUGUGCUCAGAAACGAUGAUCAACUGAACGGACUGGAUCAGUUGUACAAAUCCAAAGUCAAGUCCAUCACCGACGCUGUUUCCAAAUUUUGUCUUCCUGGAGGACUUCGAAAAGCCUUUCCUCGGAAUCAAAUGCAGGCCAUGACGCUGUCAGGUGCAAAAGGAUCCAGUGUCAAUGCCAACUUGAUUUCCUGCAAUUUGGGUCAACAGGUUCUUGAAGGGAGACGUGUGCCGACGAUGGUCAGCGGCAAGACUCUGCCCUCGUUUCGUGCAUUCGAAACCCACCCUGUGGCUGGUGGGUACGUUUCUGGCCGUUUCUUGACGGGCAUCAAACCCCAAGAAUACUUCUUCCACGCCAUGUCUGGGCGGGAAGGUUUGAUCGACACGGCUGUGAAGACGUCCAAAUCAGGCUAUCUCCAACGCUGCAUUGUCAAGGGUUUGGAAGGGCUCCGGACCGAAUAUGACACUUCGGUGCGCGAGAGUUCCAACGGCAAUCUCAUUCAAUUCUUGUACGGCGAGGAUGGUCUGGAAGUGACCAAGCAGAAACAUCUGAAAGAGUUCUCGUUCCUAGCCGAAAAUCAUCAAUCCGUCGCCACUUCGAUGAACGCAGAAGAGGUUCUGAGCCGGAUUAAGAAUGAUGGCUUGGGCGAUGAACAGAAGGCUAUCUUGAAGGCAGUCAAGCGUGGUAAGGCUGUAGACCCGUUGACUGCAGCAUUCACACCUACCAGCCAUUUUGGAAGUACAUCAGAGUCUUUCGGGGCGUCCUUGAUCAACUACAUGAAAGAGAACCCCGAUAAGCUGAUCCGGGAGAAGAAAACAAAUCCCGGAGGCAUUGUCAGCAAGAAGACUUUCCAAUCCGUCAUGGAUCUCAAGUACAUGAGAUCGGUCGUUGAUGCAGGUGAAGCAGUGGGAGUGGUUGCUGCUCAGUCUGUCGGAGAACCAUCUACACAAAUGACACUCAACACGUUCCAUUUGGCCGGCCAUUCGGCCAAAAACGUUACUCUGGGUAUUCCUCGCCUUCGCGAGAUUGUUAUGACUGCCAGUGCCAACAUCAUGACACCAACCAUGUCACUGAAGCCCAUCGAAGAGCUCGACACUGCUGAUGGAGAACGGUUCGCCAAGAGUAUCAGUCGAUUGUCUCUGGCGCAAGUGAUCGACCAACUCAGUGUCCGAGAACGAGCCGCGGACGGCAAGAAUGCCAAUGAAAAGCUGUACGACAUCUUCAUUCAAUUAUACGAUCCGGAGGAGUACGAGGAGGAGUAUGCCAUUAAGCGUGGCGAUGUCAAACGAUGCUUGGAACGGAGAUUGUUGCCCAUGCUCGACAAGAAGAUCAAGGACGAAAUCAAAAAGAAACUGAAAGAAUCAUCACUCUCGGAAGUGACUGCGGCGGUACCCGAAGUCGGGGCCUCGGUAGGAGUGAUCGAGGAAGCUCGAGCUCAACCGCUUCGACCCACAGAACGUGAAGGUGGAGAGGACGACAUUGAUGAAGACGCUGAUCCGGACGACGCCAAAGACACGGCGGCUCGACGGCGCCGCGAAGACACCUUUGACGAACCGGAUGACGACGAGAAUGAAGUUGCAAACGAGUCUGGCGACGAUUCCACGGGCAGCGACGACGACGACGAUGGAGAAGGCGCGUCCGGAUCCAAAGUCAAGAAAUCGAAACGCACUUUGAAACAACCACAAACAUUACGAGAGCAAGACCCUGACGAUUCAGGAGAAGCUUCGAAUGACCCAGAUUCCGAAGCCGAGGCUGAGGAAACGCGUCUCAAGCAAGAGAACCCACACCUCAAACGAUUCGUCUUCAGCAAGUACAAGGGCAGCGCAUGUCGAAUCAUUCUCAGCUAUGACUCAAGCACUCCAAAACUCCUUCUCCUUCCGAUUCUGGAGAAGUGCGUGCAUUCGUCACUGAUCCAGAACAUCCCUGGAUUAGGAGUAUGCACUCAAUUCAUGGAAGAAGUGCAUGGACCCGACGGCAAACCGGUCAAGGCGAUCAACAAGGAGACAGGACAAGAAGAGCAAGUCAAAGAAGCAGUGGUGACGACCGAAGGCGUCAACCUUCUAGCCAUGCGCGAUUAUCAACACAUCAUCAACCCUCACAGCAUGUACACGAAUUCAGUACACGACAUGCUCAAAUUGUACGGAGUGGAAGCGGCUCGCAUGACCAUCAUCAAGGAAAUCGACGGCGUCUUCAAAGGUCACGGUAUUUCAGUCGAUCCAAGACAUUUGAACCUGAUUGCAGAUGCAAUGACACAGUCUGGUUCGUACAUGGCUUUCAGCCGUCAUGGUCUGGUCCGUGAAGGUGGUAGUGUGUUGGCUAAGAUGAGUUUCGAAACCGUCAUGGGUUUCCUUCGAGAUGCGGUCUUGUAUGGAGAGAGCGAUCCGCUGCUCGGUCCCAGUGCUAGGAUCGUGGCUGGUCGGAGAGGUAAUGUGGGCACAGGAGCUUUUGAUGUGGUCAUGCCAGUGCAUUGAUUUGGUCGCAGUCGAUAUUGGGACGGUGUUACACGAGCAGGUAUAUAGAUUUCUUGUUCUCACGAGAUGACCUGGUCGAGAAGGCGAAUAAGCGGGAGCAGUAAAUGUUGAAAUGAUACUGAAUUGAACACUCG